AUGCCAGCCCUAACCUACGAAGACCCAUCCCACCGCACAAUCCACCACAUCUCCCAAACCCUCUCAGCCUCCGGCAUCGGCUGCAUCCUCUGGGACGAGCACCUCCUCCGCACAUACGCCUGCAACAUCACCUUCGCAGCAACAGACUACAAGUUCAUCGUCGAAGACCACGACCUCAUAACCGCCUACCGCGUCCUCCGCUGGUCCCCAGACUGCAUCUACAACCCCUGCCCAGGCACCUAUCCCUGCCCGGUACGUUAUCUCGAAGAUAAAGUCCAAUUCGACCACGAUGCACACCGAAGAGGGCCUCUCCCACCGCACAAACACAGCUCCCACAUCCACCCCUUCCCCGAACUCCAUUUACAUAUACGGGAUGCUUCGAAUAGCAAUAACCCCUACCCUACUGUGCUCGCGCUCUAUCGGAAAUUGGACUUCUUUCCCACGCCGCUUGCGGGCGGUACCCCGCCGGAUAUCAAACCGGGAUACUGGGGUAGGGCGACGAGUCUGGGACGGCUUAUCUAUGCGCAUGAAGUCGGGCCACGACCUACGUCGUCUCGUGGGGGUAGAUUCCCUGAUUCCCUAUGGGGUGUGCUUAUCCCGUCUCCUAUGUAUCUGGUUGAGAUUCUGAUCGGGCUGGGGAUACGCGAUUGUCGCAUCCCGGGUGCUCGGUCGAUAUGGACCCGGUGGCUGAUGUAUCUACGGGAAGCGUACGUAGAGCACGGGCGGGGCUUGGACGUGUGGGACGAGAGGGCUUUUCUUCCGGAGGUGUUGAGGCCUGUGUGGCGGUAUGCGAGUGAUAGUGAGAUUUCGAGACUGCAGGAGCCGAUUAUGGGGGUUUGGAGGGAUUUGGCGUGGACGCUUGUUGGGGUUGAUGUUGAGCGGGCGAAGAGGACGGGGCAUUUGGCGUUUCAGGAUUGGAUGGUUCGGCAGUGGGAUAGGGAGACGGUAGUUAGUCUCCAGGACGAUGGCGAGAGAGAGUACGGGGAGUGUGGUCAGUUUGAGGAGUAUAGGAAGUACUUGGUAGUAUACUAUAUAAUUUGCGGAUAUAUAUAUCCUCGAUCAAGAUUUUAUACAGCAACAAUCCUCUCAUACAACGCACCCUGA
This is a messenger RNA of Aspergillus versicolor CBS 583.65, 1104 nucleotides long. RefSeq lists its product as uncharacterized. The coding region runs from base 1 to 1104 and encodes 367 amino acids. Lineage: Eukaryota; Fungi; Ascomycota; Eurotiomycetes; Eurotiales; Aspergillaceae. The record is from RefSeq and is a predicted model, not a curated record. The transcript has a single exon.